This is a messenger RNA of Mus musculus (house mouse), 2007 nucleotides long. RefSeq names its product dynein light chain LC8-type 1 (gene Dynll1). Gene Ontology annotation, biological process: negative regulation of DNA strand resection involved in replication fork processing; positive regulation of insulin secretion involved in cellular response to glucose stimulus; microtubule-based process. The transcript has 3 exons. Gene Ontology annotation, molecular function: protein-containing complex binding; enzyme inhibitor activity; identical protein binding. Gene Ontology annotation, cellular component: nucleus; chromosome; kinetochore. The coding region runs from base 112 to 381 and encodes 89 amino acids. The record is from RefSeq and is marked validated. NCBI's taxonomy places the organism in Eukaryota, Metazoa, Chordata, Mammalia, Rodentia, Muridae.
UUAGAUGCGCCACGGCUUCGGUAGCGACCGGCUGUCUUCUGCUGCUUGAGCGGCGCCCGCACCUUCCCUAGGAGCUCGCAGCAGCCGGCUGGCCUCUGCUCCACGGUAACCAUGUGCGACCGGAAGGCGGUGAUCAAAAAUGCAGACAUGUCGGAAGAGAUGCAACAGGACUCGGUGGAGUGCGCUACCCAGGCGUUGGAGAAGUACAACAUCGAGAAGGAUAUUGCGGCCCAUAUCAAGAAGGAGUUUGACAAGAAGUACAACCCUACCUGGCACUGCAUUGUGGGCCGAAACUUCGGUAGUUAUGUGACACAUGAAACCAAACACUUCAUCUACUUCUACCUGGGUCAGGUGGCCAUUCUUCUGUUCAAAUCUGGUUAAAAGCAUGGACUGUGCCAAACACCCAGUGAUCCAUCCAAAAACAAGGACUGCAUCCAAAUUCCAAAUACCAGAGACUGAAUCUUCAGCCUUGCUAAGGGAACACCUCGUUUGAAUCUGUUGUGUUGUGUACAGGGCUUCAUUCUCUGUACAAGUCUGUGGUUAUAAAAUUAGUAAAACAGCUUACAUUUGUAUUUAUUUUCUAGUCCAUACUUCUGUACCCCCAUUUUUUUCUCCCUUAGGUCAUUCCUUUAAAAAUAAAUCUGUUGGAGAUGUAUGUCUCUGCUAGUUUGUUCAAGAUAGGGUUGAUGAGGCUUAGCAGUUGGUAAGUGACUUGGUCUGUUGUCUGAGGUGUUCCUGUUCUGUAGGAUUAGUUUAGUUCUCUUGAUGGAAUGUCUGGCAGGCCACACCUGUCUUUCCAGAUGAUUUGGAUUAUUAGCCACAGGUCUGAGGCCCUGUUCCUGUCAGCCUAGCACUUGGGAAGCUAAGGAAGGAGUAGAGCAGGUUCUAGGCGGCCCUGGAUUAGCGGACCGACCACAAGAGUUCAUUUGCUAGGCUGCUGCUUUCACUGGCUGUGCUCAGAAAUCAUCAGUACAUGUGAGUCACAGCUUCACUUGGGGACCUAAUGAAAGCUAUGGGCCCGGAGUCACCAAGUUGCCCCGUUGUCAGUUGGAGCUACUGUAACCCAAGGAGAGGCCUGCAUAGGAGACUCCUGCAGGUAGAGGCCCAGGCAGCCAGCCCACACUUCACUAUGCUUCUUACGGAGAGCCUCAGGACAGCUUUGUAAGCUGAACUUGGUCAGACAUUGUGUUCUGUCAGGACCAGGAGUGUGAGACUUUGCUGUUGGUGUGUGCGCAGUCAGUGAUUCUCUACUGUGUAGAUUCUAAGACUCAGCAGCAAGUCUAUUCCAUAAGCCAUCUUGCAAGCCUGUUUCUUUGUGAAAGUGUCUUAGGAAAUCCAGUCCUGGCCUCAAACUAUGUCAUGGUUAGGGAUAACCUUAGUGUUCCUUUUUGUUUUUGUUUUGAGGCAGGGUUUCUCUGUGUAGCCCUGGCUGUCCUGGAACUCACUCUGUAGACCAGGCUAGCCUCGAACUCAGAAAUCCACCUGCCUCUGCCUCCCGAGUGCUGGGAUUAAAGGUAUGCGCCACCACUGCCUGGCAACCUUAAAUGUUCCUUUGUCCCUGCCAAGUACUGGGAUUGCAGAUGGGCACCCCUCCUGAUUGUUUUACCGUUUUGUGACAGUAGACAUGCCUCUCCUACUAUCUGCAGAAACAAUGGGGUACUUGGAGUCAUGUGACCACAGAUAGGGCAGUUAAGUUUGUCUAUUUUGAACAGGUAAAACUGUUUGCAUGAAUGGAGUCCCUCUUCCUCCUUGUGACCUGACUAGUUUUGGCCAUCAGACUGUAAUUGCUAAGUCUCCAGUAGCAGUCCCCAGUGCCACGCGAGACCGCGUGGCUGGACACUGAGAGUCUAACUUGAUCAGGCUUUGUUUGCUGUCAGGAGCUGGUGACUUGUAUUUUCGGGUUCAGAUGUGAGAACAUGUUGCUAUAGAAAUAAAAUUGGUUUGAUGGUGUAUGGAGUUUCUCCCAAUGCUGGCUCAAAAACAAAAUACAACACUGUCUAAGGUUUA